This is a messenger RNA of Schizosaccharomyces osmophilus, 1767 nucleotides long. Its product is annotated as protein with a role in clearing aggregate protein. The record is from RefSeq and is a predicted model, not a curated record. The coding region runs from base 1 to 1767 and encodes 588 amino acids. Lineage: Eukaryota; Fungi; Ascomycota; Schizosaccharomycetes; Schizosaccharomycetales; Schizosaccharomycetaceae. Gene Ontology annotation, cellular component: cytosol; nucleus; mitochondrial outer membrane. The transcript has a single exon.
AUGUUCAAUAUCAGCAAGCACCUUCGGCUCCCUUCUCUAUACAGGAGCGAUCCUGCAAAGCAGGAUGCUCAUUUCGAUGAGAAUGAAUAUGUCUCAGGUUUGCGCAAACUUAUGCACGGGUUUGACUUGAUGUUGAAUGACGACGUGUCUGGAACGAAAGAAACAUUUAAUAGCGAUACAGUUGAAAGCUGCAUCGGUAAGGCCGGUAAUGCUUUCUAUCAUGCCAUUUUAGGACUUGAACCAACUGCUAUUGAAGAAGCAUGGAAUUGUCUAAAUACAGCAGAACAGCGAGCUGAAGCACGUCGCAAGUUUAUGGAGAUUCAUGACCUUCGAGUAGGAAGCUACCCAGGUGGGUAUGAGUACCAACUUUGUGUUUGUGAUCUUUCUCUUAUGCAAUCCAUCUUAGGUUUUGUUGCAGGGUCUUUGUUUGAUAAUGUAAAGUCUGCAUAUCACCUUCGUAAGACAUUUCUUUCAUUUACAAAAAUGAUGGAGCAUGUUCGGGAAGUUCAGCAAAAGAAGGAAACUGGAGAAAUUCAAGUAACGAAUUCAAAUGCUCAAUUCAUAGACGAGUUUAUUGAAUCUGGUAUAAGUACCGGAUAUGGCGUAUUAACAUUCUUGAUUUCUUUGUUAUCUCCUUCCGUAAUGAGAGUGCUUUCUUUUUUUUCCAUGCAUGGUGAGCGAAAGGACGCGGUACAAUUGCUGUGGAAAGCCACCACCUAUUCCAAUAUGCAAGGAGCCAUUGCGUUGCUAUGUCUUUAUGCCUUUAACGCUUUGGUUCAGAGUUCUGCUAGUAUUGUUCCAUUGGAUUAUGCUGAUGAAUUGAGGCGUUGUCAAGACGGAAUUGAUAACGUACGGCAGAGGUAUUCCAACGGAGCAAUUUGGGCCGUUAUGCAAGGAAAACUUCACUACUUGAGAGGCGAUCCGGAAAAAGCACUAGAGUUAGAAAAGACUCGUGUCGAUACCAGCAUGGAACAAAUCAUUGCCAUGAAGGGCUUUGAUACUGCCAUGCUUUUUGUCGGAAUCCGGAAGUUUAAGGAAGCCGCUCAAGCAAUUUUAGAUUUAGAAGACUUGAAUUCUUGGUCGCACUCAUUUUAUCGAUUCUUUGCCGGUUGUUGUAUGUUACAACACUCCAGGGAAUUAAAGAACAAUGGAGGUAAUAUAGAAGAGUCUGAAAAUUAUCUGGCAAAAGCGAUUGAGUACCUGAAGCAAUCACCGACUUUGGUUCAGAAGAAGAAGAGGAGAGUUCUACCUGUGGAGAUGUACUUGGUUCGCAAAGUGCAAAAAUGGGAAGAUAGGGCUGCAAAACUAAAGGUUAAUUUAGCUGAUGCCAUGGAUAUUCCUCCUUAUAUAGAGUUGAUUUACAUUUUCGUAACUUGGUGUUUGAAUGAUCCAGAGCAUUUACUCAUACUUCGGUCCGAGCUUGAGCGAUGCCAGUGUACUGAAGACGAUGGGGUUGCUCUCCAAGAGUUUUUGUUGGCUGUUGUUGAAAGACAUCUAAAGAAUUAUGAAUCAUCUAGGGCUCGGCUAAUCCGUGUCAUGAAUAUGAAUAAAGAUUAUCUUUCACAAGCUAAUCGCGAUUUUUGGAUUCUUCCCAGUGCUCAUUAUGAGAUGGCCGCACUUGAAUGGGAUAUGCAUGCUUUGGAAGCUGAACGAGAGGUAAAGCAACAAUUGAAAAAGGCUCAAGAGUAUCAUAAUUAUGAUUUGGAAGGAAGACUGUCCAUGUUAACUCAAGCUGCCCUUCAGACAGUACAAUCUGAAAAGCCGUAA